Molecule: messenger RNA, 1476 nt
Organism: Rhododendron vialii
Lineage: Eukaryota; Viridiplantae; Streptophyta; Magnoliopsida; Ericales; Ericaceae
Exons: 12
Coding region: 160-1317 (385 amino acids)
Cellular component (GO): cytoplasm; nucleus
Molecular function (GO): nicotinamide-nucleotide adenylyltransferase activity; ATP hydrolysis activity
Source: RefSeq, a predicted model, not a curated record
CCCAGUGCGAUUUCGGAGGAUCAGAAGGGUUAUCAGAGCAAUUCACCCUUGGAAGGGAAACAAACAACACUCAGCGGCUCAGCCAAUCGAGGGCAUACAACGACGCCGUCACGGUGAAGAAGAGACUCCGAUCGUGUCCUCCGAUCGUCGUCGACACUCAUGACGGACGGAUGCAUCCGAGCUCUUGUAGAAGCCAUACACUCAAGUCCUACCCAGGCUGUCCUCCAUCUCUCCGGCGGAGCUUCUCAGGCGCUAGGUAUGCUGAUGUCCGUUCCUGGAGCUUCGAACACGGUUCUCGAAUGUCUUAUUCCGUACUCCAGAAUGUCGAUGAUCCAACUACUCGGCAAGGUUCCUAAUCAAUUUGUCAGUCGUCAAACCGCUGAGGAAAUGGCGCUAGUCGCUUACAAUCGCGCUCUCAAGAUCUCUAAACCAGGUUCCCCAGUUCUAGGUGUUGGUUUUACUGGUUCUUUGGCUACCUCACGCCCAAAACUCGGAGACCACAGGUUUCACUUGUCAACAAGAACAUCAAACCGGCUUUGGAUAUCUACAGUUACUUUGGCAAAGGGUUUGCGAAAUCGAGAGCAAGAAGAAAGGGUUUCAAGUCAUGUUUUACUUAAGGCCAUUGCAGAUGCUUGCAAAGUUCCAGAAACAUUCGUUUCAGAAUUGACUGAAGAUGAAGUUCCCGACGAAUGUGAAGAGCACUUUGAUGAAAAUCAAGAAUUAGAGCAACUUCUAAGUGGGAAAAUAUGCUUUAAGGUUUAUCCCUUUUCAACCGGGAUGCCUACUUCUGAUACGGAAAGGAAGAUAAUUUUAUCUGGUUCAUUUAAUCCUUUGCACGAGGGUCAUGUCAAGCUUUUGGAAGUUGCUGCUAGCAUUUUUGGAGAUGGUUAUCCCUGCUUUGAGUUAUCAGCAGUAAAUGCAGACAAACCUCCAUUGACAGUCUCUCAAAUCAAAGAUCGUGUCGAGCAAUUUGAAAAAAUUGGGAAGACGGUGAUUAUUUCUAAUCAGCCAUACUUUUAUAAGAAAGCAGAACUUUUUCCUGGCAGUGCUUUUGUGAUUGGUGCGUGCACAGUAGUGAGGCUAAUCAAUCCGAAGUAUUAUGGUGGGGAUUAUGAGAAAAUGGUGGAGACACUUGCUGGAUGUAAAAGAGCAGGAACUGUCUUCCUUGUGGGUGGUCGAAUUAUCGAUGGGGUUUUUAAGGUGCUUGAAGAUUUUGAAAUUCCAGAGGAGUUGAGAGACAUGUUUAUCCCAAUACCGCCAGAGAGAUUCCGCAUUGAUAUCUCAUCGACUGAAAUAAGGAAAAAUAAAGGAAUAUAAAUUGCAAGAUACUGUGGUUGUUACUUGAAUUGUGGACGAAAACUCUAUUUGUAACUUUACAAAAAUUUGAAACUGAGUACAUUACUAAGAGAUACAAAGAAAAGUAAUCCCUCGAUUAUGUAUUUGGUUUGUAUUCAAAUACAAGAACAAAGUUUGGAA